AUGCGCUCCCUUCCAGCGGGUGUCCAACGCUGGACCACCAAGCAUGUCAUGGGUAUGUGCGGGGUUGGCAAGUUCAAGGUUAGAUGGGGAUCCGAAACCUCGGCCGCGUGUCCUUGCUGUGGAGAGUUUGAAGAUCACCUGCAUGUGCCUCGAUGUAGGGCGCCCUCUGCUAGUGCCGCAUGGGACCGUCUGACUUUGGCCCUGGCUCAAUGGUUGGAUACUCAAGUGACAGACCCGGCCAUUAAACACUCUAUCCUCCUCCUUCUACAGGGUGUCCGUGAUCCGUCCCUUCCUUCCCUACGCGUGGUUCCUGACCGGCUCCACAGGGCCUUCCGCUCUCAACAGCGCAUUGGUUACCAAGGUCUCGUGGAAGGACGUUUGUCCCGCCUGUGGGCUCCUGUGCAGGAAGAAUAUUUGCAGUCGAAAGGAAGUCAGCGAUCUCCCUCCUUAUGGGUGUCCCGGCUUUCGCACCAGCUGCUUCUGUUGGGGUUCCAGAUAUGGGAGCACCGGAACUCGGUGCAACACUCGGAGGAUAAUGUGCAGCUACAUGAGCGAAGCCCACAGGUCAACAAUGGGAUCCAUUCUCAGUUUGAUAUAGGUUCAACGGAUCUCCCGAAGGUUGUUCAACGCUUGCUCUCGGUCAAGCGCCGGACGGUCUUGAACAAACCUCUGGUCGAUCGGGAGGAGUGGUUGAAGCUUGUGAAAAUGGAACGCACGGCCUACCGUCGGGCCUUGGCGCCCCAGCGCCGCAUUCUUUACCGCUUCUUUCAUCCUCAGGCUCCAAAUACCUAA
This is a messenger RNA of Cylindrotheca closterium, 792 nucleotides long. NCBI's taxonomy places the organism in Eukaryota, Bacillariophyta, Bacillariophyceae, Bacillariales, Bacillariaceae. The record is from the annotation of a GenBank genome assembly.